Molecule: messenger RNA, 1371 nt
Organism: Ricinus communis (castor bean)
Lineage: Eukaryota; Viridiplantae; Streptophyta; Magnoliopsida; Malpighiales; Euphorbiaceae
Product: zinc transporter 1
Exons: 3
Coding region: 109-1188 (359 amino acids)
Biological process (GO): zinc ion transmembrane transport
Cellular component (GO): plasma membrane
Molecular function (GO): zinc ion transmembrane transporter activity
Source: RefSeq, a predicted model, not a curated record
AACUCCUCCAUAGCCAUAGCCAUAUAUAUAUUUAUAUAUAAACCCUUCUUCAAACUAUCAAUUCUUGCUUUCUCUUCUUCUUUUUCUUUUUUUUCCCCUCUUGAAGCCAUGAAUAAUCAGACAAGAAAAUCAUUUUCUCUCUUUUUUCUUGUUUGUUUUCUGCAUCUUCUUCCUCUUUUAGCUUCUGCAGAUUGUACUUGUGACCAGGAAGAAACUGCAGCCACACAAAGUGAUGACAGAACCAAAACCCUUAAAUAUAAACUAGUGGCAGUUUCUUCAAUACUGAUUGCGAGCGCAUUAGGUGUUACUCUCCCAAUUUUUGGCAAGAAAAUCCCAUCUCUUAACCCAGAGAACAACAUCUUCUUCCUCAUUAAAGCAUUUGCAGCUGGUGUGAUUCUUGCAACUGGGUUUGUUCACAUAUUACCUGAUGCUUUUGAUAGUCUAACAAGUCCUUGUCUUAAAAAGAAACCAUGGGGUCAGUUCCCUUUCUCAGGUUUUGUUGCAAUGGUUUCUGCUAUUAUGACAAUGAUGGUUGACACUUUUGCUACUAGUUAUUUUAAAAGAUCCCAUUUUAACAAGGCUUUGCCUCUGAGUGGGGAUGAAGAGUUGCAGGGGAAACAUGAAGGCCAUGUUCAUGUUCAUACUCAUGCCUCUCAUGGACAUGCACAUGGCUCUGCUGCUUUUCUAUCACAUGAUGAUUCUGGGAUUUUCAGGCAUCGGAUUGUAUCACAGGUGUUGGAAUUGGGAAUAGUGGUUCAUUCAGUAAUAAUUGGGAUUUCUCUUGGAGCUUCUCAAAGUAUAGACACAAUAAAGCCACUAGUAGCAGCAUUAACUUUCCAUCAAUUCUUUGAAGGCAUGGGCCUUGGUGGUUGCAUUUCUCAGGCAAAGUUCAAGUCAAGAGCAGUGGCAGCAAUGGUUCUAUUUUUCUCCUUAACCACACCAAUUGGAAUAGCAGUUGGGAUAGGGAUUUCACAUAGUUACAAUGGCAAUGCUCAAACUGCUCUCAUUGUUGAAGGGGUAUUCAACUCUGCUUCUGCUGGGAUAUUAAUCUAUAUGGCACUUGUUGAUUUACUUGCUGAAGAUUUUAUGAACCCUAAAUUGCAAAGCAACUUGAGGCUGCAGCUUGGUGCUAAUCUUUCACUUCUUUUGGGUACUGCUUGCAUGUCCUUGUUGGCCAAAUGGGCCUAAUUACAUAGCCUAAUAUCAAGAUAUUGUGACAGAACAAGAAGACAGAAGAAGAGGAAGACAUGUAAAACCUUGAUAGUUUCUCGAGCAUGUAGUUGUAACCCUUUUAACAUUUUUCAUCUUAGAUUAGUAAAAUCGAGCCAGAAAAGAAAUGGAAUCCAAAAAAAAGAAGGUAAAAUUCCAAUC